Lagopus leucura (white-tailed ptarmigan) is the source of this 980-nucleotide messenger RNA. RefSeq names its product BCL2 related protein A1 (gene BCL2A1). The transcript has 2 exons. Lineage: Eukaryota; Metazoa; Chordata; Aves; Galliformes; Phasianidae. The record is from RefSeq and is a predicted model, not a curated record. Gene Ontology annotation, molecular function: channel activity; protein heterodimerization activity; protein homodimerization activity. Bases 50 to 574 code for a protein of 174 amino acids. Gene Ontology annotation, cellular component: mitochondrial outer membrane. Gene Ontology annotation, biological process: intrinsic apoptotic signaling pathway in response to DNA damage; negative regulation of apoptotic process; release of cytochrome c from mitochondria.
UAUUGAGCCUGAUUAAGAGCAGCACACUGCUCUCUGAGCUUCGUACUAAAUGGAAACUGCUGAGUUCUAUUAUGUUUAUUAUUUAGCUCAAGAUUAUCUGCAAUAUGUGCUUCAGGAAUCACAUCUUGGACCAGCCCAAACCAGAGUUGCUCACGUCUUGCGAAACAUCGCGUCCUCACUCCAAGAUCAGACAGAGGAGGCACUCAGACCCAUCUUGGACAGGAUCGAUAUUACCUCUGUAGAUGUUGCCAAGAGAAUUUUCAAUGGAGUCAUGGAAGAAAAGUUUGCUGACGGAAAUACUAACUGGGGACGAAUUACGACCAUAUUUACUUUUGGAGGUCUUCUCACCAAGAAGCUUCAAGAGCAUGGAGUUCAGCUCACCGGAGAGGAGAAGGAGCAGAUUUCUUAUUUCAUCACAGAGUACAUCAUAAAUAACAAAGCCGCAUGGAUAGAUGCAAAUGGUGGCUGGGAAAACGGUUUCCUAACAAAGUUUGAAAGAAGAUCACCACUAUCUUUCUCUACAAUUACAGACAUGUUUGCAGCUGUUUUUUCCUUGUUCAGAGAGUACUACUGAAAUAAAUGGACCUGCUUGCUGCAACAAGCUUCAUUGCUAAGUUUUCCUCCAAGCAGUAUCAACUAGAAAAUAACUUCCCUGCAUAAUUUGUUUUUAAUUUAUUUCUAUUUAUUUUGACUAAUGCAAUGUCUAACACACUCUCCUAAUUGUCAAACCUAAAGAAAAGAUGCUUCUAAAGAGGAAUCAACGCUGCAUGUGCAGCAGCGCAAGCCAACCUUUCCAGGCACAACUGCUUCGAGAGAGAGAGAGUCCUUUGCAUCCACACAGCUCUUGGAAUUUCUGUUGCACCUCCAAUGAAAGGACAUUGUCUUACUGAAAUACAAUCCAAUGGGUUAGGAAACAAGUUUUAAUCUCAUUUGUUUUGUAAAUGAAAUACUACUGUAGUGCAUUUUUAUUGCAACAUUUG